Trema orientale is the source of this 1788-nucleotide messenger RNA. The record is from the annotation of a GenBank genome assembly. Lineage: Eukaryota; Viridiplantae; Streptophyta; Magnoliopsida; Rosales; Cannabaceae.
AUGGCGACCCUGUAUUCAGCUCAGUCUUGCCGUGCUUAUGCAUCGUUGCCAUCGUCAUCGUCUUUGUCAUCUUCAUCUAUGGUUGGCCAGCUUCAACGCAUUGCCGUUUCGAAACGUUUUCUUCCAGCCAAGAUUUCUCUGCAAUCUCAAACGGGUUCUCAUCACAAUGUUGUUCGAAUGCAGGAUGGUGCGGUGGCUACAACGGUCACUCCGGUUGAGAAUAAAACUCCUCUCAACAAGUUGAAAGAAGGGCUGACUUCAGUUUCUUCUUCGGAGGAAUUGAAAGUUGCAGCUGGGUUUGAUGACAAUGAAAAUGAAUCAUCGGUUAGCAUUACAGUUGUUGGGGCCUCUGGGGACCUUGCCAAGAAGAAGAUAUUUCCAGCACUUUUUGCACUUUAUUAUGAGGAUUGCCUCCCCAAGCACUUUACUGUGUAUGGUUAUGCGCGAAGUAAGAUGACUGAUGCAGAACUUAGAAACAUGGUUAGUAAGACCCUUACGUGCAGAAUUGAUAAAAGGGAAAAUUGUGGCGAAAAGAUGGAAGAAUUUCUUAAGAGAUGUUUUUAUCAUUCUGGUCAGUAUGAUUCAGAGAAAAACUUUACAGAGCUGGACAAGAAAUUAAAGGAACAUGAGGCUGGUAGGGUAUCUAAUCGCCUCUUCUACCUAUCGAUUCCUCCAAACAUAUUCAUAGAUGCUGUAAAAUGUGCAAGCUUAUCAGCUUCGUCUGGUAAUGGCUGGACCAGGGUCAUUGUCGAGAAACCCUUUGGUCGAGAUUCAGAAUCCUCUGCCGCUUUGACAAAGUCCCUUAAGCAGUACCUAGAAGAGGAUCAAAUAUUCAGGAUUGACCACUAUUUGGGAAAAGAGCUAGUGGAAAAUCUAUCUGUUCUCCGUUUUUCUAACCUUAUUUUUGAACCUCUGUGGUCAAGGCAGUAUAUAAGGAACGUGCAAUUAAUAUUCUCUGAAGAUUUUGGCACUGAGGGUCGCGGAGGGUAUUUCGACAAUUAUGGAAUAAUAAGAGACAUAAUGCAGAACCACUUGCUUCAGAUACUGGCCCUCUUUGCAAUGGAAACACCUGUCAGUUUGGAUGCAGAAGAUAUCAGAAAUGAGAAGGUUAAAGUUUUACGUUCGAUGAGGCCUUUGCAACUUGAAGAUGUUGUUAUAGGGCAAUAUAAAAGCCACACAAAAGGAGGUAUCACUUACCCAGCCUAUACAGAUGACAAGACUGUACCGAAGGGCAGCUUAACUCCAACUUUCGCGGCAGCAGCCCUCUUCAUAAACAAUGCAAGAUGGGAUGGAGUUCCUUUUCUUAUGAAGGCUGGAAAAGCAUUACAUACUAAGAGGGCUGAGAUAAGGGUACAGUUUAGGCAUGUUCCUGGCAAUUUAUACAACCGAAAUAUCGGAACAGACCUUGAUCGAGCUACAAAUGAGCUUGUUAUACGAGUACAACCUGACGAAGCUAUAUAUUUGAAGAUCAAUAACAAGGUUCCUGGUCUUGGAAUGAGAUUGGACCGUAGUAAUCUGAAUCUUCACUAUGCGGCCAGAUACUCAAAAGAGAUUCCGGAUGCUUACGAGAGGCUUUUGCUGGAUGCUAUUGAAGGGGAAAGACGGUUGUUUAUCCGAAGUGAUGAACUGGAUGCGGCUUGGUCAUUGUUUACACCUUUAUUGAAAGAGCUUGAAGAAAAGAAGAUAAUUCCCGAGUAUUAUCCACAUGGGAGCAGGGGUCCUGUUGGCGCUCAUUAUCUUGCAGCAAGAUACAAUGUUCGGUGGGGUGAUGUCGGAUUAGAGCAAUGA